GGGAAAGGGAACCGGAGCUGCUCUGGCUCGCGCUUUUUGCAGACGAACAAAGACUCGGGGAGAAGAAGAAGAAGAAGAACUAAAAAAGGGGGACGCCUUGCGCUCUUUCUUGCAUCUACGCCCCUCUCCCUCUCUCCCUCUCUCUCUCUCUCUCUCUCUCUCUCCCCCGGACAAAGGACGACAGCAAGCCGGGCAAGACAGAUGCGUAGCCGCUGGUGAGGGAGCGAUUCCGGGCGACUGCAUCUCGGGGAUUGUCAUCUUCGCAUCGCGGCAGCUUCUGGUGGCUCGACGCCGAAACCCGGGAAAGCGGAGCGUUUGCUGGCUUUUGGAUUAUUCUUCGCAUCGACAGCGCAGCGCAAUAGAAACAAACACCACAGCAUCCCGCUUCGUGCCCCGGCGACACUGCGCCCCCCGCCGCACUCAUGUGGUGGCCAUUCAGCAUCUUCUUCAGCAGCAUCUUCCUCUUCGCCAUCGUCCUGUCCAUCCCCGUCGCCUUCGAUGUGGGCGGGCGAGACAGCGGCCUGGCCUACAGCCUGAGCCUGUCCAUCUUCUACAUCUUCUACUCGGCCAUCCGCCUGGCCACGCCCGAGAACUCGCGAGUUCGCUGGACCAUUGUGUCGCUGCUGAGGCUGGCGCAAUGGUUCGUCAUCCCGUCGCUGCUGAUCUGGGCGCUGGGCAAGUUUGCCGUUGAUGUCGAUGAGGCGAGCUGGGUGGAGAGGACCUUUGACGGCGUGUUCCACUCCAAGAGCACCAGCUGGACCGAGUGGAUGUUUGGCAAGGAGGGCGUGCUGGAGACGGUGAUGCUGGGUUCGUGGGACAAUGUGCUGCGGUAUUCAGGGCCCGUCUUCCAGCUGCUCGAGGGCUUCUGCACGCUACUUGUGAUCCAGGCGGCGGGACAAAUUACUCGAUGGCUGGUCAACAGAGGGAGGAGCGAUACCUGGGUGAUCUUCUUGCUUGCAUUCUCUGGCUCCAUCAUUGCCAGCGCUGUCUACUUCCUGUGGCGUGUUGCUCAGUUCCCACAAAUCAGCAACAUUGAUGCCACGCUCAUUGGCGCUACCAUGACCACGGCUGUGUUCCUCUGCGCAUACGGCAUUGGCAGCGGCCGCGGCAGUCCUGUCGAGUCAUCGCUUCUCUUUGCUUAUGUCGUGCUCUGUGUCUAUCAGAUCUUUACCGACUACCUCCCCUCCGACGGCACCUAUUCUGCCGAGGACCAGGCAUCAUCUCAGCCAGAAAUCCCCCCGCUGCCGCCCAUCAUCAUGGCCUCGUACUCAACCUUGCUUCAUAUCGUUAGCACUCUUCCCAACGCUCUACACUCUUCGCUCGCCCUAUUGUACGCUGCUUUUCAGACUAUUACACCGUCCGUAAUCAUCUCUCUCGCAUACCGUCUCUUCGUCUUCUACUGCGCCACCCGCAUCAUCCCUUCGGUACGGGAUCUGGGCGCCCGAGCCAUGAUGCACGAGCCAGACUGGGAUGAGUCAGAAGCGGCGUCAAUGUUCCUCAGCAUCCUCAGCUACUUCUCGCCCACAAUUUUGAUUUCCGUCUAUACUAGCCUGCUGUUACAACACUUCUCCACGAGCGAGGGGCCAGAUGGAUGGACACUCAGGGGCGGGGACGUGGGUGGCAGCACUUGGCGGUGGAUCAACGUGGGACUGACGAUGGUGCUGUAUGGGAUUGAGCUUACGCUCAGCACAGACGACCAAGACCAUUGGAAGGUGGAUUGA
This is a messenger RNA of Trichoderma virens Gv29-8, 1721 nucleotides long. RefSeq lists its product as uncharacterized. Lineage: Eukaryota; Fungi; Ascomycota; Sordariomycetes; Hypocreales; Hypocreaceae. Gene Ontology annotation, cellular component: endoplasmic reticulum membrane; perinuclear endoplasmic reticulum; cortical endoplasmic reticulum. The record is from RefSeq and is a predicted model, not a curated record. The transcript is spliced from 2 exons. Gene Ontology annotation, biological process: endoplasmic reticulum inheritance; septin ring assembly. Bases 423 to 1721 code for a protein of 432 amino acids.